AUGCGCGAGAUUGCUGACCUUAUCAACCACGCCUUGUUAGAGCCUCUUGAAGAGAACCGCCUGUCUAACGAGAUUCCCAAGCUCCCUCUAGAAGAUCAGUCUCCAAAGCAUCUAGUGGUUGCGGAGUAUGACAGGCGGUCCGGACGGUAUUCCUAAUUGGAUAGUAAGGGAGUAUGCGGAAUUUCUCGCCUAUCCUGUCUCAAUCAUUCUAAAUGCCUCUUUCAAGGAACAGUAGCCACCGAGACCCUGGAAAUUGGCAGACGUCACUCCUUUACCCAAAACCAAGCCUGUUAAGGAGAUCAAGAAAGAUCUGAGUCCUAUAUCGUUAACACCGAGUAUCUCUAAGGUCGCAGAGGACUCUGGCGUCACAGAGCACGUAAAGCCAGCUGUACUGCGCUCUCUGGACCCAAGCCAGUUUAAUGCGAUACCGAAGUCUUCGACAACUUUUGCCCCGUUGGAGAUGCUCCACUAGUGGUCUCAAGGGACUGAUGGAAACGGUUCGACUAUCAAGGCACUCCUGUUUGAUUACAAGAAAGCAUUUGAUCAAAUUGACCGUAGUAUCUUAG
Molecule: messenger RNA, 566 nt
Organism: Porites evermanni
Lineage: Eukaryota; Metazoa; Cnidaria; Anthozoa; Scleractinia; Poritidae
Source: the annotation of a GenBank genome assembly